AUGUUGGCUAGGUUAGACGCCCAGAGCCCACUUGCCAACGAUGCACUGUUCGAUCAAGCACUGUUGCUUGCCUUCCAGGCAAAGAAUGCCCUGAUGCGCCACAGAGGGUAUGCCCCGGAGCAGAUAGUGUUAGGCAAGUCCUUGCGGGUUCCUGGUAGCCUCACGUCAGAUGAAGACUUAACAUCUCAUGCGCUUGUAGAGGGAUCCGACCUGGAAGCCGAACUCCACAGGCAACGACUUGAUGUCCGCUGCCGUGCCCGACAGGUUUUCUGGGAAGCUGAUAAUAGUCAGACCAUCCGUCGAGCACUUCUCCGCCGAAGUAAUCCAGUUCGGGGUCCCUAUAAGCCUGGAGACUGGGUGUUAUACUGGAUGCGUAAAGGGUCUCCAAAUCGCCUAGCUGCUGGCCGAUGGCAUGGACCAGCCCGUGUUAUUUCCCAGGAGGGCCAAUCAAUCACGUGGAUUUCCCACGGUUCGAUCAUCCUGCGAUGUGCCCCAGAGAACCUUCGACCUGCCAGUUUGCGCGAAUGGCAGCAGUUGAGCACAGCAGAUUUUUCCGAUCCUCAUAAGAAUGCUGGAGGAGCGAGCUCCUUUGUAGAUUUGACCGGAAAUGAAUCGAGUGCUCCUGUCACCAAUGCGCCUGCACCUGCAAGCUCCAGCGGAGACCUCUUGGUUCCUUUGCCUACCCCAGUGCCCAGCGUAUCUAAUCCUGCGACAAACCCAAUUCCUGAUGAUGACCUGAUUCAGCCCGAACAAGAGCUGACUCCCCAGGUCUCCGGUAAUCCUGAUCCACCAACCGACAAUCGUGAAGUCGAGCGCGAGGUUGAGCGACAGCCUGACCACGCUGCACCUUCUAUAGUUCUAAACGAUAAUCCAAAUGCUUCUGUUACUCCCGCUGAUCCUCUGCCGAGCGAUGUUCCAGUACCCGACUCCGAUGAAGGUCUUCUGACUGAGGCCAUGGCCUGUACUCUAGUACCUGAGGAAUUGCCUGAAGAGUCUGUGCUGCUCUCCACUGAAGCGUGUGAUGGAGACCUUCAUACUUUCACGACUGUCCUGUCAGGCACGUCUGCCUGUGGUCCUCCUUUGGCCGAGGAUAAUCUGCCAUAUGUUGAACAGCCCUUGCAGUGUUCAGAGCAGCAAGCCUUCUGCUUGGAAAUUCCCAUGAAGGCCAAGGACCUACGGAGAUGGGCUCAAGAGCGAGCUCCGGAACAGCUUUCUUAUCUUGCCACUGUGGGCAAGAGAGCGAGAGCUGAGGUACAUGUGAAGGACCUCUCGGCUGCUGAGCUCCAGCUCUUCAAUCAAGCUAAACAAAAGGAAAUUCAGUGUUGGAUUCAAACUUCAGCCAUAAAAUCAGUCCUUCGCCAGCGCCUGAAUCCCGAACAAAUUUUACGUAGCCGUUGGAUCUUAACUUGGAAGAAUCCUGAGCCCGGAGACACCCAGCGUAAAGCCAAAGCGAGACUAGUGGUCCUAGGCUACCAAGACCCAAAGUUAGUGGAUGUUUCUCGGGAUGCUCCCACGUUGUCAAAGGAGGGUCGUGCUUUGGUCCUGCAAACCAUAGCCUCCAAAAGGUUCGAGCUGAGUUCUUUCGACAUAAAGACAGCUUUCUUGCGUGGUAAGGCCGAUGAAAACAAUCCUUUAGCCAUGGAUCCUCCCAAGGAACUUCGCGAAGCCCUACAGUUAAAGGACAAUGAGGUGUGCCAACUGUUGGGCAAUGCGUAUGGAAGGGUAGACGCCCCCUUAUUGUUCUAUAAGGAGCUUAGCAAACAGCUACUAGAGUUGGGCUUUGUGCGACAUCCCUUAGAGCCAUGUGUGUUUCUGCUUUACACCGGCUCGGUGCUCAAUGGGAUUCUGGGAGUCCAUGUGGAUGAUGGGGUUUGCGGGGGCGAUGCAGUGUUUAGCCAAAAGAUACAAUCCUUGCAGACUAAACUUCCUUUUGGCAGCCGCAAACACCGCAACUUCGUUUUCACUGGCAUCCAUCUUGAGCAAUUUCCGGAUUUCUCUAUCCGAGCCUCUCAGGGUGAGUACGUUAAGAACAUCCCCCAACUGGACAUAGGACGUGCCCGUAGGAUGCAACCUGCUGCACCCGUCACGGAAAAUGAAAGAUCCCGUCUUAGAGGUAUCAUUGGCAGCCUCCAGUACGCAGUAACACACACCCGACCCGACAUGGCGGCGAAGCUUGGUGAAUUGCAGACGCAAGUCACAACAGCAACUGUGCAGACGUUGCUACUUGCCAACAAGGUUCUGCGCGAGACCCAAGAGCAAGCCGAUGCAUAUGCGAUGUCAAAGGCAGUUGACAUGUUAGGCUGGAUGCGUGCUCUGUGGGGCGUGGUUCAUGUGCCUGAGUUUCGCUGGCAGAGCCCUGAGGAAAGUUAUAAGAAACUUAAGAAGGCAAUCAUCGUGACUGAUUGCAAGUCACUAUUCGAUCUUGUAACACGCUUGGCGAUGCCCGCAUGCGAAGAGCACAGGACUACGCUUGAGGUGCUGUUAAUCAAGCAAAGGUGUUCUGAGAACGCCAGCUUUCGCUGGAUUCCGACAACACUCCAGGCUGCAGAUUGUCUGACAAAGGCCAUGGACGCCACCUUGUUGCGUACAGUGUUGGCUCAAGGCCGCUUCAAACUUUACGACACAACUCAAGCCCUGGAGAAGGAUGCACAGAGAAAGCAAGCCAUUGCUUGGUUAUCACAGCCCGAUCUGCCGUUGGACAUGUACAUCUCGAUUGCUCUCUGGCCCAAGGACCAGAGGCUUUCGAACAAGGACAAGGACACCAUGCGAAUCCUCCUUUUUCAGGAGGAUUACGUGGCUGUGGGUUUGGAGAUUGAUGUGCAGGCUGCCCCUAGCUCCGAAUCAUGCACACUGGUGCUGUCAGAGACUUCGUUCCCGGACGUGGUGCGCUUCCAUCGAGGAGCUGAGUUCGUGCAGCUGUGCCUGAGUCCGGACCCGGACCAGGAGACCGCGGACUCUCAGGAAUGCUUCGAUUGGGACUGGCCGGAAGAGGACGCGGAGGUUUGGACGGAACGCAUCAGCGGAAGUCUGCAGGAGCUGCUCGGCGGAGAUGGAAAAGAGUCGCAGCUUGCAGCGCAAUGCCUGGCCGAAUGGGCAGAGACCAGGUGCGACGCGAGGCCCGCAUUGGCCACAGUCCUAUCCGCAAAUUUGGAGUUUUCCGUGUUCUUGCAAGCAACUUGCCAAGAAGCUUGCACAUCCCCGGCGGCUCUUGCAGUGGCAUACCCCUUGGCCAUGUGCUUAAAGUUUGCUUCAGCCGCCCCUGGCGCCUCUCAGGCCAGACUGGUUCGAAUGAUGCAGACAGCGCUGGAGACAUUCGAGCUGCCGGUCCUCCUUGCCCACACAUUCUCGGACUCGCUUGCUUCGAUUGGCGUGAUGCGUGAAGCGAGCCGAUGUACCGAUGCCUCCACCACGGACACCGAAGGUCUUCCAGACGAGCUGUCUGGUUGA
Molecule: messenger RNA, 3447 nt
Organism: Symbiodinium sp. CCMP2592
Lineage: Eukaryota; Dinophyceae; Suessiales; Symbiodiniaceae
Source: the annotation of a GenBank genome assembly